CUUUGUUCUCUGUGUUCCUUUCCUCUGCAGAUAUGAGUGACCCUAAGUAUGCUUAUCCUUACCCUGCUCAACCUUACCCUGCUCAACCUUAUCCUGCUCAACCCUAUCCUGCGCAAGGGUAUUAUCAAGGACCCCCAGUAAUGGCACCUCCACAGUACGCAGCACCACCACCCAGGCGAGAGCCGGGUUUCCUUGAAGGAUGUCUCGCGGCUUUGUGUUGCUGUUUCCUCAUUGACGAGUGUUGUUGUGACCCUUCAAUCGUCUUUGCCUGCUAGCUAUUAGUUAUAUCGUGUAUUUCCACUGCAAUGAUCCCAUUUCUGUUUAAAAUGUGUGAUAAUGUUUCGUGUGUGAAUGCAUGUUUAAAGAAAAAGCUUGAAGACUAUUCUUGUAGGAUCACUUUGAUUUAAUAUCAGACUUCUUUGUUUUCUUCCUUCAAUCUCUGGUAUUUCUUUUCCCUUCCAGUUCCCUACCCCAUGAUGGAAACAAUAUCCAGUUUCCUGUUUCUGUUUGCCAAUCUGGUUUCCUUCUUCCAUACAGGAGCAAGGGAGAUGUAUUAGUCCGUGGAUGUGGUUUGCCAAGGGAUUGAUUGUAGGUAUUUUAUUUUGGUUCGUUGGAUGAGUGCACCAUAAAACAAAAGAUAGUCAUCAUG
Rubroshorea leprosula is the source of this 649-nucleotide messenger RNA. The record is from the annotation of a GenBank genome assembly. NCBI's taxonomy places the organism in Eukaryota, Viridiplantae, Streptophyta, Magnoliopsida, Malvales, Dipterocarpaceae.